AUGCGGCCGUUUUCGUGCGACAGCAGAGAGCUGAGAACUGUAGCGCCUCCACACAAAAAAAUUCUGUCCCAUGGCUACAAUCAAACACUAUUGGACGACGGAGUGGAGGCAGGUAGCACGACUGCUUGUAUUGUAAGACUGAAGCAAUCGACCGAUUGCAAGCCGGUGCUCGAGUACUCGAACCUCGGAGACUCGGGCUUUGUUGUCAUUCGACAUGGCGAAAUCAUCUUCCGAAGUCAGUUCCAGUGUUAUGGACGUGCACCGUAUCAGCUGGCAAAAGUCCCGCUUCGAUUUAAGCAGUAUGGUGCUAUUGAAAACCGCCCUGAUGAUGCUGACUCCGGUGAAAUUGAUGUACAAGAUGGAGAUCUUGUGGUGCUUGCCACUGACGGCGUAUGGGACAACUUUGCGCCGGAUCUCCAGAAGGUGCCGAGACAAUUUCCGCCGGCGCUCUCCUGGCGACGGUACUGGUCGGUAGAGCUUGCGUCCUUUGUGGACGUUGUUGCGGAGAGCCCCGACGAGGCAGCCAAAAAUAUCGUGGUGGCCUCACUGCGCCACAAUCUUAAACCGGACGACAUUACGGUUAUCGUGGCGAAAGUAGUCGUGAUGGCAUCUAAGCUGUAG
Molecule: messenger RNA, 621 nt
Organism: Peronospora matthiolae
Lineage: Eukaryota; Oomycota; Peronosporomycetes; Peronosporales; Peronosporaceae
Source: the annotation of a GenBank genome assembly